UCAAAUAGUUCUAUACUUGUGGUGGUGUACAACUGAAAAACAGGACGUACCUGCCAUUUUAUUUUUCUGAAGGACUGACAAUAGUUUGAUAUCCACAUCAUCUUUGUCUGCUCCCUUCAAUACCGCCUGCUUAGCAGAAAAUGGGAAGGGGAGAACUGCUGGUUACCCGUUAAAUCAGUUGAAUCCCCCAAAAGGAACAAGAUAAACAUUCUGAACUAGAUCUAAUUAUAGUCAAUAGAGGCCAUGGAACAGGAGCAAAAGUCUAAAAGUGAGAGAUGCCCCAAAAUCCUCUCAUGAACAACACCACUCCGGUCUCCCUAUCAGCCCUUCAGGGGAUGAACGACCGGCACCAGAAUUGUAGAAACUUAGCCUAGAAAAUAUAGAAGGGCCAAACCUACCAAUCCGAACAGUGCACCGCACACAUCAGAGCAGCAGUAGUAGUAGAGGCUCGAUCACGGAAUGGGCAAGUACAGCGACGGCAAGGACGGCGAGGCCGGCGGCAGCUACCCGCUGGUGGCGGUGUGCAUCGACAAGGACAAGAACAGCCAGAACGCGCUCAAGUACGCCACCGAGACGCUCGCCCACAAGGGCCAGACCAUCGUCCUCGUCCAUGUCAACACCAAGGGCACAUCAGGAGGGGUGGAAGACGCGGCCGGGUACAAGCAGCCGACGGACCCGCAGAUGAAGGACCUCUUCCUCCCGUUCCGCUGCUUCUGCACGCGCAAAGACAUCCAAUGCAAGGACGUGGUGCUGGACGACCACGACGUGGCCAAGUCGAUCGUCGAGUUCGCCGCGCACGCCGCCAUCGAGAAGCUCGUCGUCGGCGCCACCACGAGGGGCGGCUUCGUCAGGUUCAAGGGGGACAUCUCCAGCAGCAUCUCCAAGACGGCGCCGGACUUCUGCACCGUGUACGUCGUCACCAAGGGCGGCAAGGUGUCGUCGGUGCGCCAGGCCAUCCGCCAGGCGCCGGCCGUCUCGCCGCUCCGGACCAUGAUCCAGGGCCCCAAGCCCGAGCACGUGCCCACACAGAAAUGGACGCCACCCCCAGCAGCUGCAAGAGGUGAUGUUUCCGGGACACCGAAAUUGCUAGAAAAUAACAUCAUGUCGCCAUUCGCGAGGAUGGGGCUGAACGCAGGGUCGGCGCGGAAGGCGUUCCCGGACUUCUCGCUGCCCGAGUCGUCGGACAUAUCAUUCAUCGGCACCGGCGGGCGUGGGAGCACGGAGCGGUACCCCCCGUGCCCGCCGCGGCUGUCGAACGGGUCGGAUGGCCACGACCAGUACAGCUUCGAGGCGUCGCGCACGCCCAGUAGGUGGGGCGACUCCUUCGGCAACGACAGCACCUCGCACUCCCAGACUAGCACCUCCUCAUGGUCCUCCCUUCCCACGGAGGACAUGGAGGCAGAGAUGAAGCGGCUAAGGCUGGAGCUGAAGCAGACCAUGGACAUGUACAGCACGGCGUGCAAGGAGGCGCUCACUGCGAAACAGAAGGCGAUGGAGCUGCAGCGUUGGAAGAUGCAGGAGGAACAGCGCACGCAGGAUUCGCGGCUGACAGAGGAGUCGGCCAUGGCGCUCAUCGAGCAGGAGAAGGCCAAGGCGAGGGCGGCCAUCGAGGCGGCCGAGGCAGCGCAGCGGCUGGCGGAUCUGGAGGCGCAGAAGCGGAUCAGCGCGGAGAUGAAGGCGCUCAAGGAGGCCGAGGAGCGGCUCCGGUCCAUGGGCGCCGGGGCUCGCGAGACCGUCAGGUACCGCAAGUACACCAUCGAGGAGAUCGAGCUCGGCACCGAUCACUUCAACGAGGCCCGCAAGGUCGGCGAGGGCGGCUACGGCCCCGUCUACAAGGGCCACCUCGACCACACGCCGGUGGCCAUCAAGGUGCUCCGCCCCGACGCCGCGCAGGGAAGGUCGCAGUUCCAGCAGGAGGUGGAGGUGCUCAGCUGCAUCCGCCACCCCAACAUGGUUCUCCUCCUCGGCGCCUGCCCCGAGUACGGGUGCCUCGUGUACGAGUACAUGGCCAACGGCAGCCUGGACGACUGCCUGUUCCGGCGCGGUGGCGGGCCGGUGAUCCCGUGGCAGCACCGGUUCCGCAUCGCGGCGGAGAUCGCGACGGGGCUGCUGUUCCUGCACCAGACCAAGCCCGAGCCGCUGGUGCACCGCGACCUCAAGCCGGGCAACAUCCUCCUGGACCGCAACUACGUUAGCAAGAUCAGCGACGUCGGGCUGGCGCGCCUGGUGCCGCCGUCCGUUGCCGACACCGUCACGCAGUGCCACAUGACGUCGGCCGCCGGUACCUUCUGCUACAUCGACCCGGAGUACCAGCAGACGGGCAUGCUCGGCGUCAAGUCGGACGUCUACUCGCUCGGCGUCAUGCUGCUCCAGAUCGUCACGGCGCGGCCGCCCAUGGGGCUCACGCACCACGUGGCGCGCGCCCUGGAGCACGGCACGAUGGGCGACCUGCUCGACCCGGCCGUCCAUGUCUGGCCCGUCGAGGAGGCGCAGCGCUUCGCCGAGGUGGCCCUGCGUUGCUGCGAGCUCCGGCGCAAAGACCGGCCCGACCUCGGCACCGUCGUGCUCCCCGAGCUCAACCGGCUCCGAGCGCUGGGCGAGGACAACAUGCAGUUCUGCAACACCAUGAGCGGCCGGGGCGGCAUGCACCGCUCGCCCUUCCACAGCAACUCCUACUCGCAGCCGCGACAUGAUGCGGCGAGUGAUCCAAUGCUAGGGAGGCCGCAGUACAGCUCGAACGCGAGCCAGUCCGCCAUGCCUGCAAGGAGGUCCAACUACAACUAAGCUAUUGCAAUUGCAUUACGUGUAACCACUCGCCAAGCAGCAGUGCAAAACAGAUCACUAGUCUUUCUCCUGAUCCUAGCAGAUAGUUACUGCUGUUAACUGAUGCAGAUUGCAGAGCCAUACAGCGAUGCCAAGGGUGCACUCUUGAUAGUAAGUUGUAAUUGUGCAGUAUGUAGCCUUUCCAAAACUCUGUUCCUUCUGUAAACAACCUGAAGUUUCAAAGGCAAAUUGGAUACAGACAUUCCCUACCCAAAGUCAUCUUGGAAUUACCACGUGUAUGAUGUAACCGGCGAGCACUGAAAUGAAGAAGUCCAUUUCAGUUUCAUUCCCAAAGUCCAACCAUAGUACCGAACAGGACAUUCUGUCUGUCUGACGAUGA
This is a messenger RNA of Phragmites australis (common reed), 3163 nucleotides long. Its product is annotated as U-box domain-containing protein 52-like. Gene Ontology annotation, molecular function: protein kinase activity; ATP binding. Lineage: Eukaryota; Viridiplantae; Streptophyta; Magnoliopsida; Poales; Poaceae. Gene Ontology annotation, biological process: protein phosphorylation. The transcript is spliced from 8 exons. The record is from RefSeq and is a predicted model, not a curated record. The coding region runs from base 460 to 2784 and encodes 774 amino acids.